Molecule: messenger RNA, 5762 nt
Organism: Vespa velutina
Lineage: Eukaryota; Metazoa; Arthropoda; Insecta; Hymenoptera; Vespidae
Product: myelin regulatory factor-like protein
Exons: 19
Coding region: 237-3743 (1168 amino acids)
Biological process (GO): positive regulation of DNA-templated transcription; protein autoprocessing
Cellular component (GO): nucleus; endoplasmic reticulum membrane
Molecular function (GO): sequence-specific DNA binding; DNA-binding transcription factor activity
Source: RefSeq, a predicted model, not a curated record
GAUAGAAAGAGAGAGGGAGAAAGAGAGAGAGAGGGAAAGAGAGAGAGAGAGAGAGAGAGAGAGAGAGAAAAGAAGAAAGAACGAAAGAAAGAAAGAAAGAAAAGGAAGAAAGAAAAGGAAGAAAGAGAACGUCUAAUAUGCGGGACGUCAUUGGGUCGAGCGAGCGAGCUCCGAGACAAAAUGGGGCCCGUUGAUCGGGCCCGGAAGAGCGCUGGGCUCCGAUCACUAACGGAGGUAUGGAUGUCAUCGGGGACGGGGACGAGCAGACCCUCCAGGCGAUUCUAGGUCGAGGCGACUUCGUUGGAGGAAUUGACAACGAAGCCUUUGACUUUUCGCAGUUGGAGGAUUUCAUUAACAGCGACAGCGAACAACCAGCAACAAAUUCGAUGUCCAUGCGUGCCUGUGCUUGUGCUUGUGCAUAUUUCGCGGACACUCUCGCGGCAGAAGAAAACGGGAGUGGAACGACGAGUCAUGGCGAUCGAGUUGAAGCAACGGGUAGUCAGCAAACACCACAACGUUUACCUUCACCGAUCGCUCACAAUCAUGCUGUGUCGAACGCAUGUUCUUCUGGUACCACCACUACCACCGUCCCAACCGGUACCGCCUACAAAGAUCCACAAUCGUACGUUCAUCCACAUCCGUUGCCAGAAAGUCCACCGGACAGUGGAAGCGAGCCACCAUAUUCUCCGCCUGGACACCAUGAUCCCCAACACGUUCACUCGCCACAUCAAAAGGCGGCCUUACAAGAAAUACUUUUACAUCACCAAGGUAAUACAUCCAAUUAUCCAGGCAAUUUGUUACCAUCCUCACCAAGAACAUUGGCCACAUCUACUGACCCCUUAUUGUUGACACAUCCGGUCUUAACUCCUCAUCUUACAUCAGGAACGACGAAUUUAUCGACUCAACAACAAAUUGCACCAACCUUAGUACCGUUGUCACACGAACAUGGUAACGAUGGUAUUAACACGUUAUACUCGUCUCUUCAGUCAGCACCUAAAAAGAGAAAACUUAGUCAGGAUGGGCUUGUUCAUGUCAAACAGUCUUUGCAUAAGGAGCCGGAACUUGGUACGGUGGAACAUAGUUGCAGCAGUAGCAGUGCUGUUCUCGAUGGUGACGAAGUUGCUGACAGUAAUUACAUUGAUCCAAGUUAUCAAUGCAUACGAUUUCAUCCCUUUCAACAAACUUCUUGGCACGUACUUUGUGAUCAUAAUCUUAAAGAACUUCCUGUACCGCAUUACAGAGUCGAUGCGGAUAAAGGAUUUAAUUUUAGUAAUUCUGACGAUGCUUUUGUUUGCCAAAAGAAGAAUCAUUUUCAGAUCACUUGUCAUGCACAAUUACAAGGCGAAGCUGUAUUCGUACGAACUGGUGAAGGAUUGAAGAAGAUAAAUAGCUUUCAAUUACAUUUUUAUGGUGUUAAAGUCGAAUCGCCGACGCAAACUAUCAGAGUAGAACAAAGUCAAAGCGACAGAAGUAAGAAACCCUUUCAUCCUGUUACCGUUGUUUCCAGGGUGGAUUUAGGCGGCGAACGUGUUACGAAAGUAACAGUCGGCCGCUUACAUUUUAGUGAAACAACGAGUAAUAAUAUGCGUAAAAAAGGAAAACCAAAUCCAGAUCAAAGAUAUUUUCAUUUGGUUGUUGGUCUUCAUGCUCAUACAGCAGACCAAGCAAGUUAUCAAGUCGUUGCACAUGCAUCGGAAAGAAUAAUCGUUAGGAACCAGCAACAUUUUGUACAGGCAAGUAAUCCAGGACAAUUUGAAUCUGAGGGUAGUGGUGUCGGAGCUGAAGGAGGAUGGCAAAGAGGUGCUGCACCUGAUAGCGUUUAUCAUGCUGGCCGAGUUGGUAUUAAUACGGAUAGACCGGACGAGGCUCUUGUAAUUCAUGGAAAUAUGAAGGUUACUGGUCAUAUAGUUCAACCAAGUGAUGCAAGAGCUAAACAAAAUGUUCAAGAAGUGGAUACACGUGAACAAUUGAGAAAUGUACAACAGCUUCGUGUUGUAAGAUAUCGAUAUGCUCCAGAAUUUGCCUUGCAUUCAGGUUUGGGAAUAAAACCACAAGAAGAUACCGGUGUUAUAGCUCAAGAGGUACAACAAAUUUUACCGGAAGCUGUACUUCCAGCCGGCGAUAUUGUUCUUCCAAAUGGUCAAAGAAUUGAAAAUUUUUUGGUGGUUAAUAAAGAACGAAUAUUCAUGGAAAAUGUAGGGGCCGUGAAAGAACUUUGUAAAGUAACAGAUAGUUUGGAAACUAGAAUAGAUCAACUAGAAAGAAUAAACAAACGCCUUGCUAAAUUAAAAAGAGGCGACAGUCUUAAAAGUUCCGUCAGUACGGUAUCUAGCAUAUCGAGUAAUAAAUACUCAUCGCCUACUAAUAACAAAUCGUCUAUCCUUGGAAAAACAAAAAGGAUUGAAAGAGAGGACGAACUUUUAUGCAGUAAUAAAUUUAUACAAAUUAUUAUCGUUAUACUUAUAUUGAUCAUGGCAUUUUGUCUCGUUGCAAUGGCAACAUUAUAUUUUCUGGAAUAUCAAAAACGUAGUAGCCUCGAAUGGUCUACAAUGGCAAGUAAAGAUAUGCUGGCUGUGAAACCUGUUCAUCCAGCAAUGUUAUCAACAACUCCAACAUACGAUCCUAGAUUGAAUUCUUUAUUACAUAGUACAAUAUCUUCUUUAUAUACAAAACACGGUCCGUAUACGAGAGGUUUAGACGGUGGAUUAUCCUUAAAAAGUAAUUCAUUAACAACACAAACGCCUAACACGAAGCAACAAUUAUAUUCGCAAGAAAUAACUUCGUGGUAUCCGAUAAAUCAUUCGGGACCACAACCAAAGCUCGAUAAAAAUAACGAAUUUCCUGGGAAUUGGUUGAGUAAAAACGGUGCAGGUGCCAUUCCUAGUAAUGUAGAUGAAAAUGAUCAAGGAACAGACGUUGAUGCAAUAUCAAACAAAGAUCCGAUUCCUUUAGGAAGACCAAUUGAUUGUCCUGCACAUUUUAGUGAACUCGAAAGUCCAUGUCAGAUUUAUUGUUGCUCUGCUGAAAUUCAUCAAUUGGAAGAUCCACAACCAGAUCAUCCACCAGAGAAAAAAUCUAUUUCAGAUCAUCUGGAGCAACCUUUAAAUAUUCAUGAAGAGAAGCGUAAAGUAAGCAAAGGUUUUCAAAAUGGCAUUAAUCCAUCUGAUCCUAGCACACAAACUCUCGUAAAAGAGAGCAAUUACAAAUAUCUACAUAAAAGGACAAAACGAGAAACUGUUGGUGCAGAUUGGGGAGAAGUAGCUAGUAACGCUGCUGGUUCUUUACCACCAGAACCUAAACCCCAAUUGUUUAUAGUUGCCAAAAGCUUUAAUGUCUCCUUAGAUCAACGAUAUUGCACUGCUGCCUCACCAAAUACUCCAAACAAUAUUAGUUGUAUUAUACCAUUAUCUAAACAUAUGCCUGAUAUGCAUCUUACGUUACAUUUUCUCGGUAUGCCUUGGUUUUGGCAAACGGUGCAACAAUGUCCAGUAUCAUCGACUUCUAUUGACGAAACAAUGGUAUGCGGUUGGACUUAUACUUUGCAACAACAACAAACACAAUAUAUUGAAAAUAACAAUCAACCAGGCGAUCAAUCUUUUCCUUUGGAUGUAGCACAUUAUCUCAGGAAAACAUUAAAAUUUCGUGUACCCACUGUACAGCCCCAAGAAAAUAUCUGUAAGAAUCAACAUGGCGUUGAUUAUUUAGAAUUCACAUUGCACUUUUAUCGGGACUGCAAUGAAUAAUUUUUCAUCACAUGAAUUAUGUUUUACCAUGAUAUAGAAAGAGUGACACAGAAUUUCAGUGUACAAUUCAAUCAAUCUCAACAGUAAGUGAUAAUAUUUACAAUAAACCUGAUUGUAAAUCUCUCCCGUGCCUUAGGAUACUCUGUAAUUCUUUUUAUGUCUUCUCUCUCUCUCUUUCUCUUUCUCUCUCUCUCUCUCUCUUUCUCUCUUUCUCUCUCUCUUUCUCUCUCUCUCUCUCUUUCUCUCUCUCUCUCUCUGUCAUAAAAAUUUAAACAGAUAUUUAAUACAUGGGCAUUAAAUUUUGAACAAACUGCACAUAGUAUUUUGUAAGUAGUUAUAUAUUUUAUAUAUUUUCAUAACGAUCUAUGGCAAAUGUGUCAGAUAUCAUUAUCCAAUGAAACAUAAUUGUUCAAAACUUUUUAUUUUAAUCUAAUAGAAGUUGGAUGAUAAGUGAUGAAUGUAUACUGAAAAAAAUGAAAAGAAAAAAAUGUUUUAAUUUAUAAAUAAUUACAGACAAACAAAUUUGCAUUAUGACAUAUGUAUGUAAAAUUAAUUUGAUAUUACAUCAUAGCUAUCUUUUUUAAUAUAUUAAGCGCAAUUGUAAAAUCAUAUCGAAUCAAAUAUCAAUUGAUUUGGUCAAUUCUCCUUUGAAAUUAUGCAUAACUAAUGAAGGAGAAAUUUUGUCAUAUAUAUCAUUAUUUAUUAUUAAUUACAUUCUUCUAUAAUACUGUCAUUAUCAAAUACUUUUGAUAUUAUAGGAUUUCAAGUUCCUAGAAACAAUAUAUAUAAUAAAAAAAUUUGUUUUUAAAACAAAUUAUUUUAAGAUACUUACAAUUAAUAAUGCAUUCAUACAUGAUCCUAAUUUUGUUUGGGCUUUAAUUAAACUUAUUAUGUAUUAAUAUGUAUUACCUCUUCUUUUGUACAAAAUUAAAUUAUCACAAUUUUUUUUAUUUAAAAUCCUCAUGUAUUGGAACAUGCAAUGGAAAUGUCUAUUGUUAUAUAAUUAAUUAUAAAAAUAUAUAAUAUUAUUAAUUAACACAAAGAAGAGAAGAAAGAACAAAGAAAAUAAUAUGAAAGAAAUGAUUGUGAAAACAUUUCCUUUUCAAUCAAUUUUAUAGAAUUAUUUCUAACAAUUUGUUACAUGAAAAUUUUUUAAUUUUUAUUUCUUAGAAGAAAAAAAAAAUAUUAAGAAAUAGCAAGUUACGUGCAUUGUAUAACUUACUGCCGUCCAUAUAUUUUUUUUCUGUUUUUUUUUUUUUUUUUUUUUUUUUUUUGGGGCAAAUACAUAUGCAUAAUACAGGGUGAAGCAAUUACAUGCACACUUUGAAUAACUUCUAAAUUAUUAUGUAUAGUAUAUGCGAAAGUUACAUGAUUUUUUGUUUAUAUAUAAUACAUAAUUUGGGAAUUAAUUAGAGUGUAUCUGUUAAAUGUUUCGCUCUGUAUAAUAGAAUUUAUAAUUUAUAUGAGAAUACCAAUGCAACAGAGACUCAUAUGCACAAAUUUGUGAUGUAUCGUAGUAAACAAGAAAAAAAAAUGAAUAUAAUUUUAAAUUAAUAAGAAAUAUUAUCGAUCAAUGUAUUAUCAUAUACAUAAAUUGUAUAAAAGAGAACAUAUUAUUAUUGUACAAUUAUCAGUGACUGUGUGCUUUUAGGAUAAAAUAUAGUAUAAGCAUUUUUUUAUUGUGUAUCUUACUUGCCUUAAUAUUAAAAAAAAAAAAAAAGAAAAAAGAAAAAAGAAACAAAAAGAAAAUAUUAUCUGAUUACCAUUAAAUAGUAAACACUCUUUCGUUACAUAAGUUUAAAUUAUGUUUGACAUAUUAGUAAAUAAUUAACAGGGUACAAAUCAUACAUAAUAAGAUUAACAUAACACACAAGUGAUUUAAAAAGAAAAAAAAAAAAAAAAAAAAAAACAAAAACAUAUACAACAAGUAUAAACAGAAUACAUGAACAAAUUUAAUCGAAAUUAUUCUUAAAUUAUUAUAAGUUACUCGACAUAUGUAUGGGUAUAUAUAUAUAUACA